This is a messenger RNA of Trichomonas vaginalis G3, 870 nucleotides long. RefSeq names its product phage tail repeat-like family. The record is from RefSeq and is a predicted model, not a curated record. Bases 1 to 870 code for a protein of 289 amino acids. Lineage: Eukaryota; Parabasalia; Trichomonadida; Trichomonadidae. The transcript has a single exon.
AUGUAUGUAAGUUAUAAAAAGAAUGAUGGCACACAAGUUAAAGUUCCAUUAGUCAACAACUGCUACUUAAACUUAUAUGGAGACGAACAAAAGAAAUAUUUAAGAGUUUAUGAAAUGACAGAUAUGGCAUUGCCUGACCCAGCUCCAGCACCAUAUUAUUAUGACUAUGGAGAUGACGUCAGAACACCACAUGUAGAUGAACAAAAGCUAACAUUAUAUUUAGAUUAUUAUAGAUAUAAAAGAUAUAAUGCAAUAGAAAAAACGAGAAUAGUAUAUUAUUAUACAGAUGACAGAAAUAAAUAUUAUAGUCAAGAUUUUACCUACCCUGAAAACAUAAGAUUAUAUUAUAAAAAAUAUUCUAACACAAACCAGAAAAAACCCGAAAUAGUUGCACUAUAUUUUAAGUUCAAAAGAGACAAUCCUAUAAUAUCUCAUAUGUUUGAUUUAAUGAACCCAGUAGGUUCUAUUUAUACAUCUAUGGAUGCAAGAGGUCCUCAAGUAAUGUUUGGUGUUGGUGCAUGGGAACAAAUAGUCGACAGGUUUUUGUAUUGUGCAAACUCUUCAAAGGAAACAGGUGGAAGUAAAACAAUUACAGGUGAAAAUUUACCUGCACAUAGUCACUACAUAGAUUUAAGCACAUCUCAAGCAGGUUGGCAUAGGCAUAGAUAUUGGGAUUGGUCAGGAAUGACAAAAGGUAAAGGAUAUGAUGUUAAAGACGACGUUAAGUUUGCUAUAAAUUGUUACUGGAGUGACACUCAGGGAGAAGGAAACCAUACACAUUUCGUUUCAGGAUAUACACAAACAACAGGACAAAGUAAAGAAUACAUGCCACCAUUUAUGACUGUAUUCGCAUGGUAUAGAGUUCAAUGA